AUGUCCCCCCUAACAAGAACCGUAGCUAUAAGGAAAACGAUUAAGGUCUUAUCUAAAUGUCAAUCUGGUAAAGAGUACACUCAAAAAUUUCUCCAACGUGCGUACUCAACGUCGCAUGCAAAUAGCUCGUACUGCUCAAGGACCAAAAUAUUUGUAUCUUCCCAUUACAAAGCCCUAAAUAUUGCUUUACUAAGCGGGUCCCUGCUUUUAACCUAUUCUUACUAUUCUCCUAAAAAGAUUCUUUCUCUAGAUACGAUAAACGGAAUCAAGGAUUACUCCACAAGCACUCGUGGAAAUACCGGUAUGCGCACGCCUAAUUCAAAGGAAUCACAAGGACCAAAAGAUCAACAACCCCAGAAUGAUCAAUCCGUACCUAUCUUGAACGAUGCUAAAAUAGAGGCUAAACUACACGAUAGGGAGGAAAGCCAUUUCGUUAACCGAGGUACAGGUAUUUUCAGGUACGAUGUGGCCCAGCUGCCCUCUAACCACCCAAUAGAAGACGACCAUGUAGAGCAAAUCAUCACUAUUCCAAUAACGGGUGAAGAUGGGAAGUCCUCGGAAAAGGACCUAUACUUUUUUGGGAUCUUUGAUGGCCAUGGUGGCCCUUUUACUUCGGAAAAACUUUCGAAAGAUUUGAUCCGUUAUGUAGCUUACCAAUUGGGUCAAGUUUAUGACCAAAACAAAUCAAUCUUCCACUCUGAUCCUAAUGGUUUGAUUGACUCUGCAAUUUCUAAGGGGUUUUUGAAAUUAGAUGACGAUAUCGUGAUGGAAUCAUUUAGGAAGCUGUUCCAAGAUCCAAGCAACUCGAAUAUCGCAAAUACGCUACCCGCCAUCUCAGGAUCUUGCGCACUGUUGAGUUUGUACAACUCUACAAACUCUAUUUUGAAAGUGGCCGUGACUGGGGACUCAAGAGCUUUAAUUUGUGGUUUGGAUAGCGACGGAAAAUGGACCGUCAGAUCCUUAUCCACUGAUCAGACCGGUGAUAGUUUGGAAGAAGUGCAAAGAAUUAGAAAUGAACACCCAGGUGAGCCUAAUGUCAUAAGAAACGGAAGAGUUUUGGGUUCGUUGCAACCCUCCAGAGCAUUUGGAGACUACCGCUAUAAGGUUAAAGAAGUCGAUGGGAAACCCUUAUCGGAUUUGCCCGAAGUCGCUAAACUUUAUUUUAGAAAGGAACCAAGAGACUUUAAGACGCCUCCAUACGUGACUGCAGAACCAGCAAUUACAUCUGCUAAAAUUGGUAAAGACUCCAAAUUCAUGGUGAUGGGUUCUGAUGGUUUAUUCGAAUUAUUGACUAAUGAAGAAAUUGCUUCAUUGGUUAUCAGAUGGAUGGAUAAGAAUAUGAGUUUGCCAACACCGUUUAAGGCAGAACCGGGGAAGCUACCGAAGGUCGUUGAUGUGUCGGAUGACAAAGAAGCUCAAAGACCGGCAUUCAGAUACAAGGAUGAUAAAUCGAGUUCAAACACGGAGUAUCUUUUGGAAGACAAAAACGUUGCUACUCAUUUAAUCAGGAAUGCUUUAAGCGCUGGUGGAAGAAAAGAAUACGUCUCGGCACUAGUUAGCAUUCCAUCACCAAUGAGUAGAAGAUACAGAGAUGACUUGACGGUUACAGUGGCGUUUUUCGGGGAUUCUGGAACACCUUCUAACGUAUCGAACGCCACUUCCAUUGUGAUGAACCCAGACGCAACGACAAAGCCAAAGCCUAGGUUAUGA
Molecule: messenger RNA, 1710 nt
Organism: Saccharomyces eubayanus
Lineage: Eukaryota; Fungi; Ascomycota; Saccharomycetes; Saccharomycetales; Saccharomycetaceae
Gene: PTC5
Product: type 2C protein phosphatase PTC5
Exons: 1
Coding region: 1-1710 (569 amino acids)
Biological process (GO): protein dephosphorylation
Molecular function (GO): protein serine/threonine phosphatase activity; cation binding
Source: RefSeq, a predicted model, not a curated record